Danaus plexippus (monarch butterfly) is the source of this 4103-nucleotide messenger RNA. RefSeq names its product serine/arginine repetitive matrix protein 3. Lineage: Eukaryota; Metazoa; Arthropoda; Insecta; Lepidoptera; Nymphalidae. The record is from RefSeq and is a predicted model, not a curated record. The transcript has 5 exons. Bases 631 to 1413 code for a protein of 260 amino acids.
AGUGAGAUAGUGCGAGUCUCUGUUUCCUUGCCAAUUGCUGCGACAUUGUGUCUAUUGACACGAACCGCACGGCGCACCACGUCCGCGGAGGACUAUUUUAAGUGGAGGAGCGGCGCAAGUGUCGCGCGGAAGAUACGGCUCAGGUCGCGGGUCUCUCGGCUCCCCGGGCUCCUCGGCGGCCCUAUCAAUGAAAAAAGGUUCGUAACUCAAGAGUACGUUCACGUCCAGGGUCUGAACACCUAUGCAAGCAACCGCGGUACAUAUCGCAUCACCGCCCGCCCGCAAUUUCGCGUAAAAUUGGCAGCACACUGCGGGCGGGCGGCGAGGAGCGUCGCUCCCGAAAUAGUGUUCGGGCGCGGUCGUGCGCCGUCGGAAGCGGCGCCGCAGUCGCCGUGUGGCAGCGCGCGCGCUCCCGCGUCGCUUCCUGACCGCUAUCCGAACGGUUCAGACGCUGCCGGCUGAAGCGAGGCCCCGAGCGCACUGCACGGCCCCACGGUGCGCGUAUUUCGGUCGAGAGGAGGCCCCGGGCCGCGCUGGCCGCCGUGCUCUGGUGGUGGUGCGUGGCGCUGCUGCGGCUGGUCGUGCUCUGCGCGCCUCCCCCCGGCCCGCCCUCCGCGCGCGCCCCCAACGAUGCUCCCUCGGCGCUGGCCUGCGCGGCUUGCGCGCGUGCGCCCUCCAACUUUACCGAACCAACGACAACUCCGCCGACACCGACGACACCUACAACCGCGACCGACGCGACCCCACACACCGUUUCAGGGUGGUGGUGGGCAGGCGCAUGCGUGGCCGCCGUGUUGUUCUGCGCUGCGGGGGCGCUCGCGCGACCGCACCUGCGCCGGCGUACCGUCUCCGACGACCCCAUGCUCUCGGUUCAAGUGCCGGGGUGCGCGGGCAUGGAACGGCUGGGCGCGCCGGGGGGAGCGCGUCUGCGUCACGACCACAGGCACCACCAUACCACACUGGAAUGGGAGAAGCAGCAGAGACUGCAGGCUAUGGUGGGACGUCUGCAGGAGAUGGUGGAGCAGGAGACGAGAGCGCGCUCCGCCGCCGCCGCAGAGAGGCUCGGCCUGCCGCCCAGCAUACAGCUGCCAGACGGAGAGUACGGCCGGGACGCACAUCUCCAGAUACGAGUCCCUUAUCAGGUCCCAAGACGAGCUGACGAGAAGCAGUUUCCAACCUCCACCGAACAAAUGCGUGAGCGACGUGCCGGAGUGGGCGGGCGUGACGGACGCGCCGCCGGGACGCCGGGCGGGCGGCGGAGGGGGGAAGAAGGACGGGCUGCUGCAGAAGGCGACCCGCUGGUGGGUCCGCAUGGGCGCCCGGCCGCCGCCCGCCUUCCUCCCGACCAGCGCACCCCCGCCCUGCGUGAUGGUGCCGCGCCGCGCCGCGCCCUCGCCGCCGCCCGACGCGUGACCGAGCGACCCGCCGCCCCUCCCUCAUAUCACGCUUACAUUCCAUUAUCGGGACGAUCAGACUCGCCGGAGUGCACGCGUCCGCGUCCCGGAGUAUUAUAGACUUGCUAAUUUAUUUAUUUGGGACGGGCCACCCGACCGCGUGCUUUGUGAUAUGUGUCGUGACAGGGUCGUGUUGUGACAGUGCGGACCGGUCGAACGACGCCGCCGAGCGUGACUAGUCUUGAUACUUUAAGCGGUUUAGAUGUAGAGCUAAUUGUUUCUAUUGAUAUUUUAUUGAACUAGACGAGGUUUCACUGCCCGCUAUUUCUGUUAUAGGCGUUGCAUAGAGUGUGCGUCCGUGUUCCUCGCACUGUCUUUGAGUUUUUGAAAACUAAGACUGAAAUAAAUAAAAAAGAUGACACUAUGAAGUUUACAUUGAAUAUGUUGUCUUAGGUAAAAUUAAUUCAAAUAGAAACAAUUAAAGUAUAUAUAAUAUUUAAAAAAAAUCUUUCGGUUUUAACCUUGGAUGAUAUUGAUUGUAUAUUGUGAAUGAGGUCAGUCAACAGUAUGCUAUAAGGUCUUGCAGUGUACAGUUCACGUUUAAGUAACCUAUGUUAAAGUUUACUUUCUAUCCAGCUGCUAAAUAUCUGUGUUUAAACAACUUUUAUAUUUAUUUAAAUAUAUAAUAUAUAAUAAUGCAUAUCAGUACAGUAAUUGCAAGGAAUAUUAAUUUACAAAGCAUAGUUACUAUUUUAUUGUAAAUAUUGUCUCUAAUUUAAUAUUAGAUUAUGUGAUGACCGAAUGCCAAAAUAUGACGGUCAUUAUGAUUUGAGUGUUUGCUACAUUCCAUAUUUAUGUUGAAAUAUUUUAAUACUUACUGUAUUUGCCUCCAUCUACCCGCUGUCUGUCGAAUACAAUCACAACACACUGAUACAGCCGUUCAAUACAUUAGUUCUGUCAAAAUGACAAUAAUUAAGUAGUUCAUAAUGUAAAGGAUACACAUAAACUCAACAGAGAAUAGUCAAUGUAUAAGAAUUGGUUGAAUUAGUUAUAAAUGUAUUUAUUACUUGUAAACUAUGAAUGAGCGUGCUUCACCUGCUUUACUUGUUUAACAUAACUAAAUAUUUAAAAAAAAAAUCAAGUAGGCUAAUUUCUGUUGCAAUCCAACAACGUCAACUUUAAAUAAUUCUGUAAGAGAGUCAUUAGAGAAUUCAUUUAAUUUGCAAUUGCAAAUUUUAUUGUAUAUAUUUAGUUUUCAAAAACCAUUAAGCAGUUCAACACAGCUAUCUGAAGAGACUUGGUUGUUAUUUUCUGUAAUCAGACAUUAAGUGCUCUUUCAAAUUAACACUUAAGUUUAUUUCCAUUCAUUGUUUCUGAUGCCACACAAACCGAUCUAGUUGUUUUUAUGAACACUAAAUAUGAAUGCCUUCCAUUAAUUUAAGUUUUCAACACCCACCCAUACAAGAGAUCAAUCUGAAGGGUACCGAGAUCUUUACAUGUCUUUAUUUUCAAUGUCAUCUCACAAGAUUCAUCUGUGUAAGUUUGUCGAUGUUGUAUUUAUCAGUGUGAAAAGCUUAUGUAAGGCUUUGAUCGUUUCCACAUUAGUUCUAUGGUGUUCAAAAUAAUGACCGACAAUCACCACGAUUUGUAAUGUAUAUGAAUUAAAAAUUAUCAUAUAUAUUGUAUUCAAAAUUCUGAACGGGGUGGAAAAUAUUUAUUUUGUUGUAGCGUUUCGAGUACAUAGUUCUAUGUCAUUCAAAAUCUUUUUGAACAUUUUUCACACAAGAAUUAGUUAAUUCAUCCGCUCCUUUUGCAUUGUGUAUGAUGUCACACGAACCGAACAAAGGAAACAUGUGAACAUCAGGCCUAUAGAAGCUUUGUUAUGCUGUGUAAAAAAAAAACAGUAUUUUAUUAUUAUACGUCAUGAAAAUUCAGUUUCAUGAUACUAGUAUGCUAUUAUUUAAAUUCAUGAUGUCCUAUAAAAUGUAGGUAUUUUUAGUAUAUCCUACAAAUAUAGCUAGUUGAAUAUUACCAGUAAUAUAUUAAAUAAAUUGGAAGUUAAAUGAUACAUUAAUUAAUAAUAUGACAUAAGUAAAAAUUUGUUAUUUCUUUGAUUAGAUUAGCAAAUGAUAACGAUUGUUUAAGUAAAUUUUGUUGUCUAUUUUUAUGAUUGACGCAAUGCUAUAGAAUUUAUUGCAUUGCAUACAACAACAGUAAUGUAUUUUUUGAGAAUUGAUAUUAUUAUGAAAUUGAUAAUUACAUUUAUAACAAAUACCUUUGAUCGAGAAUGUGAUCUUUAGGUAAAACAAUGCUCUAAUGUGUUCAUCUGUAGGAGAAAUGUGUUUAAUGUGACAUAAUAGUUUUUUUUUCAUCGUAUUGGCAAAAUUUUAUUUUCAACUUGCUAAUGAUCGGAUUCUUAGGCCAUAAACAUUGUAUGUAAGCUGAAAUGAGCAAGCUAUUUUUUAAUGUGUGUCUCCAAUUUAUUGUACCUUACUAUUGUAAUAGUUUUAAAUUUUAAGAGAUGGUAGUGGAGCUGUCCUUGUACAAAAAUGCUGGUAAAAUAUAAAAGUUGUUUAAAAUAGUCUCACAGAAUAGAUAUUUAAUGUAGAUAUCAAACAAUAUUCCAUUUGUCAUAUAAAUAAGUAAAAGCAGAAGCAAAUUUUAAUUUAAAAAAAAAAAAACAUUAAAUUAUGACCUACCAAUAAUGAA